AUGGCUAUCUUCAAAAGACCCCCUGUCUGGCGCGGCGUCAUGCCUCGUGCAAAGCGUUCCAUCGAGGAGAUGGCCAACAAGUCCGACUCGGACGACGACGACUACAGUGACCACCCCGUGCGCCCCGCCCGCCGCUCCGCCUCCCGAACGAAAUCGAAGAAGAAGUCGAAGCCCGUGAAGAAGAGGGCCCGUCGCGAUUCCGACGACGAUCUCCUGUCCGAUGAAGAGAUCUUCGACGAGGCCGAUGAACUCUCGUUCGAGGAGUCCGAGCAAGAGGAGGAUGACCUCAACGCCCAACGGAAUGCACGCGGGCUCGUCGCUCGCAGGGCGGCCACGAACCGGCCGAUCUACAACGAAGGCGAAUCCAGCAGUAUCGAGGACGAUUCCAACAAUGAUGAGAUGGCUCAAACCCCCCCACCGAAACGCAAAAGUACCGUCGUUACGCUCAAGGUCGGCAACGCCCUGAAGCGCCAGGCUCCGCUGGAGAACUUCCCGGGCCCUCGCCGGGUCACCCGACGCACUCGGGACCCUUCAGAAGACUUCCAUGCCCUGACCACUUCCGGACGUCAUAUGGAAACGGUGGAGCGGAGAGCCACACAUAGCCCGGAGAUAGAGCGUCGCCGGGGGUCCCGUGGCUCGAAACGGGCCCCGGUGCUCGAAGAGGAAGAGGAAGAGGAGAUGCAGCCGAAGCAGGAGGACGACGAGAUGAUCGAUGAAACAACCAUGGAAGUCAAAGGUUCUCAGCUGGAGAUCAUGGAGAGCGAUGUUCAGAUCAGCUUUGAAGAAGCCCCGCCUGCAGCAGGUGAGGGCCACGAAACCACGGCAGAUGAUGAAGGCUUUGUCCCCGAAUCCGAGAACGGCGACGCGAAGGACGAUGGCGAUGACGACGAGGACGACGAUGAGGGCCCGACGACCCGGAGGAGGAAUCGACCCAACCGGAGCCAGCAAGCGGAUGAGGAGAUCGAGCAGCCCGAAGACGAUGAGUCGGCACACCCUCGUCGGUCCAGUCGCAAGAAACCGAAGAGUUCCCAGCGCAAACGCGACGAUGAAGAGAGCGAUUUCGAACCCGAGGAAGAAGAGUCGAAUGAUGAUGACGACGAGGUAUCACAGUCUGGGAAGUCGCAUGCUUCUCCACGCAAAGGAAGCCAGGCCCAUGACGAUGAUGAGGACAGCUCCGCCGGCCGUCGCCCUGGCCUCCGCAAGCGAGCAUCGCGAUCCCGUGGACAGUCAGAGGCCGGUGCCGAUAUCGCAGAGGAGCUUGCGGAGGAGCUGGAGGAUCUACGAGGCGGUCGCUCUCGCCGGCGAGUGCAACCGGAGAUCGUCUACGAGAAGCCUCGGCGGAGCCGGAAGGAUGUCGACUACCGGAUCAUCCGGCCCGACCUGAUUCUCCCCAUCGAGGAGGCCGAGAACGAGGUCAACGAAUCGCCUUCGCGCCGUGGCCGGGGAGGUGGCGGCGGCAGCUGGCAACGCACCCUGUUCCCUACGUAUGGCCCUUUCGGAGGCGGCGGGCCGUCUGCCAUUCUGGGUCCCCCGGGCGUGCCUGCUGCCACGGGUGGCGUCGAUAGUGAUAGCAGUGACGACGAGGGCAUGCAGCACCCCAAGGGCAGUAUUAGUGGUCCCACGUCGGGCCAUGGACAGCCGGGUCUCGGCCUCCUAGGUACCCAGACUCACAGUGCCGAUGCCGCCCAGGGCCACUCCGGGACGCCUGCCAAUCUCGGGAAGAUCAAGGACAAGCAAACGCUGGCGGACGCCGACCCGCUGGGAGUGGACAUGAGCGUCAACUUUGACAGCGUUGGAGGCUUGCAGGGCCACAUUGACCAGCUGAAGGAGAUGGUGUCCCUGCCGCUGCUGUACCCGGAGAUCUUUCAACGCUUCCACAUUGUGCCUCCUCGCGGUGUCCUCUUCCAUGGACCUCCCGGAACUGGUAAGACGCUGCUCGCCAGAGCCCUGGCGAAUAGUGUCAGCUCGAAUGGCCGCAAGGUGACCUUCUACAUGCGAAAGGGAGCCGACGCGUUGAGUAAAUGGGUGGGUGAGGCGGAGCGACAACUUCGGCUUCUCUUCGAUGAGGCUCGCAAGACUCAGCCUAGUAUUAUCUUCUUUGACGAAAUCGAUGGACUGGCUCCCGUGCGGUCGAGCAAGCAGGAACAGAUUCAUGCCUCGAUCGUGUCGACUCUGUUGGCGUUGAUGGAUGGCAUGGAUGGCCGCGGGCAAGUCAUCGUCAUUGGCGCGACGAACCGUCCCGACUCGAUUGACCCGGCUCUUCGCCGCCCCGGCCGUUUCGACCGCGAGUUCUACUUUCCGCUGCCUAACACCGAAGGUCGACGCGCGAUUCUGGAUAUCCACACCAAGGGCUGGGAUCCGCCGCUGCCGAGCCCGAUCAAGGAUGAGCUUGCGGAGAUCACCAAGGGCUACGGAGGUGCCGAUCUUCGGGCGCUCUGCACGGAAGCAGCCCUCAAUGCGGUGCAAAGACGAUACCCCCAAAUCUACAAAUCCAACGAGAAGCUCCUCAUCGAUCCGAAAACCAUCGAGGUGACCCCCAAGGAUUUCAUGCUGGCGAUCAAGAAGAUGGUGCCGUCGUCCGAGCGGUCGACCUCAUCGGGGGCCUCGCCGCUUCCCAACGCGGUUGAGCCUUUGCUGCGCGCGCCACUCGCCGAGAUCAAGGACCUGUUGUCGUUGAUCCUCCCGCAGCGCAAGAGGCUCACCGCAUUAGAAGAGGCCCAAUUCGAGGAACCGGAAGGAUCCGGCAGCUUCCAGCGCGAACAGAUGCAGCAGGAAUUCGACCGGUCCCGGGUCUUCCGACCACGCCUGCUGCUGCGCGGGCCGCUGGGGAUGGGCCAGCAGUAUCUGGCCGGCGCCCUCCUGCACCAUUUUGAGGGACUCCACGUCCAAGCAUUCGAUCUCCCCACCCUGCUUAGUGACUCCACGCGGUCUCCCGAGGCCGCUGUGAUCCAGCUUUUCGCCGAGGUCAAGAGACACAAACCGAGUGUGAUCUAUAUCCCGAACAUCCAGGCUUGGUCUGAUACGGUGGGACAUGCCGUGAUGUCUACCUUCAUGGGCCUGCUGCGGUCGGUUCCUCCGACGGAUCCUGUGCUGCUUCUCGGCGUGCAGGAGUCAGUUGGCGAGGACGUGGAUGUCGGGGUGCAGAGGCACUUGUUCGGCUUCUCCAAGAAAAACUUUUACGAUCUGAAAGCGCCCGCGAACGAGGCUCGCUACGAGUAUUUCGCCAAGGUGAUCGACUACGUCAAGACAUCGCCUGCCCACUUCCCUGACCCGGAAAACCGCAAGAAGCGGGAGCUCGAGACCUUGGACAUUGCGCCCCCGCCAGCCCCCAAGCCGGCCACCCCGCUCUCCAAGGAGCAGCUCAAGGCGCAGAAGAAGAAGGAUCACCAAACUCUCAACCUGCUCAAGAUCCGGAUCCAGCCUAUCAUGGACCAAAUCAAGAAGUACAAGCGGUUCCGCACCGGCGUGAUCGACGAGUCCCAGAUCCGCUACCUGUGGGAAGAGGAGGACCCGAACAUCGUGACGAGUGAUCUGCCGAUUGAACACCGAACCACCUUCCGGCCGUUUGAGAAGGCGUAUGACAAAAAUGGAGUGCCGGGACUGCGCGAGACCGUGUCCGGCAAGUUCUUCUACAACCUGGAGAUCGUCACCAUCGAGAAGCGUCUCUCCAAUGGGUACUACAAGCGCCCCAAGGACUUCCUGGGGGAUAUCAAACGGCUCGCCAAGGACGCCCGGCAGCUGGGCGAGCAAGAGCGGCUGCUGCGGGCCAACGAGCUCCUCUCCAAUGUCGAAGUGGACAUUGCCACCAUCGAGCAGACCGAGCCCGCGCUCGUGGCGGAAUGCGAAGGGGUGUACGUGCGAGAAUUGGAACGCGAGAAGAUUGCCAUUGAAAAGGCGCGGAAGGCGGCCGAGGAAGAGGCGGAGGGCUUUAUCGGCCGCGGGGCGACGACCCGAGUGCCGCACGGCAACACCGAGUCGGGCCCCUCCAGUGGCCCGGUGGUGCUGGGCGAGGCCUUCCCCGAGAGCGGCCCGAAAGAGACGGACCGGCCGGUGACGCCGACGCGGACGGUGAGCUUCACCAACGGCUACCAUCCCGGGGGCGGCUCGGAUCUCAACGACCUCAGUACGCAUGCGCUCACCAGCAAUGGGUCAUUCCGCGCGGACGGCGAGGGCGACACCUACAUGACCAACUCGGACCAGUCGGUCGAUAAGGAGACGCUGAACAGCUCGUUCGGGCCGUCGGCGCAACCCAAACCGGCCUACUCGCUGACGGCGCCGUCGCAGCAGGUGCGGCGGGAGUCGGGCAUCUCGAGCUUCUCGCAGAAGGGGCCGGUGACGCCCAUGGCCCCGGGGUCUCAGCCGCACGACUACACUAACGAAGCGUCCACGACGCAGACGACGUCGGACAAGAAGUCCUCGGAGCAGUCUUCGGCGCCGAAUCCGUUCACGCAGAGUCCGGUGGCCGCGCACGGCAUGCGACAUGACUUUCCGGAUCUCACACAGUAUCCGGACCGGGUGUCGCAGGAGGAGCAUCUGCCCGACACGCAGCAGGGGGACAGUAGCCAGCCGUCGCCCCGCCCCAUGGGGGAGCUGGCCCAUCUGGACAACGGCACGGCGCAACGGCCGCAGCCCCCGGUGCCACUGUUUGAGAACGCGAGCAAGCCGUCCUCCCAUGUGCCGGCCAACCUGCAGUCGCUGCUGAACAACGAGGACCUGUCGCCGAAGCUGACGCUGGACCACGAGUACGUGGAGAGCCUCCACGAGCAACUGACGCAGCGGACGAGCGGGUGCAGCGUGGAGCAGCUGGAGCAGAUCCAGACCAACCUCAUGGACUACCUGUGGCGGACGCGGGGGGAGUGGAAUCGGAGCAAGGUGGCGGCGGGGAUCCAGGACACGUUCAACGAGGUGCUGGAGGACAUGCAGGCGAUGCAGGAGAUUGGGCCGAUCAGCCAGAAGACGAAGGAGCAGCUGGGGGCGUCGCUGUAUCCGCUGUAG
This is a messenger RNA of Aspergillus ibericus CBS 121593, 4995 nucleotides long. RefSeq names its product chromatin segregase YTA7. Lineage: Eukaryota; Fungi; Ascomycota; Eurotiomycetes; Eurotiales; Aspergillaceae. Gene Ontology annotation, molecular function: chromatin binding; ATP hydrolysis activity; ATP binding. The transcript has 2 exons. Gene Ontology annotation, biological process: positive regulation of transcription by RNA polymerase II. Bases 1 to 4995 code for a protein of 1664 amino acids. Gene Ontology annotation, cellular component: nucleus. The record is from RefSeq and is a predicted model, not a curated record.